Messenger RNA from Phragmites australis (common reed), 1212 nucleotides. RefSeq lists its product as uncharacterized. Gene Ontology annotation, molecular function: glycosyltransferase activity. The record is from RefSeq and is a predicted model, not a curated record. Bases 1 to 1212 code for a protein of 403 amino acids. Lineage: Eukaryota; Viridiplantae; Streptophyta; Magnoliopsida; Poales; Poaceae. The transcript has 4 exons.
AUGUUCUCCCGGAAGUGGCCCGUGGCCUCGGCGCCGGGAGGAAUGGAGCGGCACGCGCACACGCUGCACACCGCGCUCGCCGCGCAGGACCACCUGUUUACCUCCCCGCCGCCGCACACCGAGGCCGCGCCCUCGCCCUCCCCCGACGGGCCGCAGCUACACUUCCUCGACGGCGAGCCAGGGCAGUGGCGCUGCGACGAGGCGUGGAAGCUGUACGAGGCCGAGGGCGAGAACGACCCCUUCGACGUCAUCCACUCCGAGAGCGUCACCGUGUUCCACCGCUAUGCGCGCAGGGUGGACAACCUGGUCGUGUCCUGGCAUGGCAUCUCCCUUGAGGCCCUGCACUCGGGAGUAUACCAGGACCUCGCCCGCGGCGAGGAGGAGCCCAUGUCACCGGCGUUCAACCAGAGCCUGGGCCAGUCGGUGUACCGCGUGCUCUCCGAGGUGCGCUUCUUCCGGAGCUACGCGCACCGGGUGGCCAUCAGCGACUCCACGGGGAGAUGCUGCGCGACGUGUACCAGAUCCCCUCCCGCCACGUGCACGUCAUCCCUAACAGCGUGGACGAGGCCCAGUUCGAGCCGGACCUCGCGCUCGGCGCUCGGCCGCGCGUUCCGGGAGGAAGUUGGGGUUCCGAAAGGCGCCGACCUCGUGCUCGGCGUGUCCGGCCGGCUGGUGAAGGACAAGGGUCACCCGCUGCUGUACGAGGCCUUUUCCAAGCUGGUGCUGCGCCACCCCAACGUGUACCUCCUCAUCGCCGGCAAGGGCCCGUGGGAGAACCAGUACAUGGACCUGGGCGGCAACGCCAAGGUGCUCGGCGCCGUGCCGCCCGGGAAGCUCAAGGCGUUCUACAACGCGCUGGACGUGUUCGUGGACCCGACGCUGCGGCCGCAGGGGCUGGACCUGACGCUGAUGGAGGCGAUGCAGUGCAGGAAGCCGGUGGUGGCGACGCGGUUCCCGAGCAUCAAGGGCAGCAUCGUGGUGGACGACGAGCUGGAGGCCGUGGUGGCGGAGGGCGCCCGCCGCGCCGCGCAGCGGGGGCGCGCGUGCCGGGAGUACGCCGAGUCCAUGUUCGCGGCCAUCAAGAUGGCGCUGGCGUACGAGAGGCUUUUCCUCUGCGUCAAGAACGAGACCUUCUGCGGGCAAAUAAAGCGGCACUACGUUGACCUGCUGGAUGUUAGAACUGCUGACUUUCAGGAAUGUUUCAGAUACUAG